This is a messenger RNA of Malania oleifera, 1305 nucleotides long. RefSeq lists its product as uncharacterized. Bases 170 to 1165 code for a protein of 331 amino acids. Lineage: Eukaryota; Viridiplantae; Streptophyta; Magnoliopsida; Santalales; Ximeniaceae. The transcript is spliced from 8 exons. The record is from RefSeq and is a predicted model, not a curated record.
AGACGAUCUCAUAUUAAGGAUAAAUAAAAUAGAAAGAGAAUGAUGGGUGGCAGUCGGAGAGUAGCCGUUCUCAACCUCCAAUCGGGCUUCUUGAACCACCGCACUUCACGGAGGAAGAUAUUUUCCAUUUCAGCUACAGAGCAGGUCCAGUCCAGUGUCCUCCCCUCCAAUGGAGACCCUUCCAAGGGUUUUAUGUUUCACCGCCCGUAGCAGUGUCAACUUCCCAUUUCCCGCGCCGCAGCCUCUUCUUUUCCCUACAGUCGCUCCCAUUCUUCGAACUCAUAGACCCAUUUCCAUUGGACUCCACACUGUCUCCGUCUUGAGAAGUCCUCAUCCAGUGACUGAACCUGCAGGAGAAGAAAUCCUACUGUCAUUCUUUAAGGAGAGAGAAUUAAAUGGAGAUUUCAUAUCAAAAGCUUUAGAUAUACUUUGGCGGAGAGAGGUUAUGGAGUCUAUCGAUGUUGAUGCUGACAUGUCUGUUGAUGCUCCUCAACGCACAGAAGAGGUGGUAGAGAGGCAAUAUGAUGGUGGAUUCUUGAAAUUGAAAAAAACUCAUGAAUGGGUAUUAGGCGAUAAUUCUGCACCAAUCAAUAGAAAAGCUAUCACUAAGGCACUGCAGGAUGACAGUGAAAGACGGAAGAGACUGAACCUUCUAAAAUAUGAAGCUCUCAAGAGGGAAAUGCUACUCUUGUCUGUUGGUAUUGGAACUGCUUGUAGUGGGUAUUGUUUGUUAGCUUUAUCAGUCCAGUCUCACAUGGUUUCUUUCUGUUAUUUUAAUCAAUGUCAUUUUCAAUGCAGUUGCUUGUACCUCCUACUCUUGUACCAACAUGCAGACAACCUAUGCAUGGAGACAGUUCCUCAGAUUUUCAGGCAAAAGAAGUCAAAGAAAAUUGGAAUAAGAAGUGAGGACCUGAGGGCUUUUUUAGAGAGAUCAGUUAAGGGUAGCAGUCUAGCUCUUUCUUCCCCAAGGCUUGUGAUCCCAGCAGCUAUUUUUGGAUUAUGGAUCCUGUCUCAUCAGCAUUUUGCCAGAGAUUUCUUUGAUUUCCAGCUUGUGCCAGCCAUGAUGGGGUUGUUUGCCUAUAAAGCAGCUGCUUUGGUUCAAGUUUAUAGGGACAAUGAAGACCUAAAGUUCAUUUUUGAAAAUAGUGGGGACUCGAGUGACUGAAAAAAAACGUGUUUAGACCUCGACACACCCUCUAUUUCAAUGUGCUUGUCAUUCAAUCUUGUAGAUAAUGUUUCAAGGCAACAAACAAUAGCAAUGAAAUAGAAAAAAAAUUCAGGUUUAAUAGUUGAAGAAGAAGAAAA